Molecule: messenger RNA, 760 nt
Organism: Eupeodes corollae
Lineage: Eukaryota; Metazoa; Arthropoda; Insecta; Diptera; Syrphidae
Exons: 3
Coding region: 35-715 (226 amino acids)
Source: RefSeq, a predicted model, not a curated record
AACAUAACUAUCCGAAAACACCACAUCUUUAAACAUGAAACUUCUUUGCACUUUUUUAAUCCUUGCUGGAGUAUUUGCUCUUAACGAUGCUUCAAUGUCAUACGAAGCACACAUGAGAAUAUUUCAUGACAAAAUGAAGUUAAAUGAUUUAAAACGGGUGGCACUGUACAGAGAUUUGGAUAGUUCAGUGCAAUGUUCUCAAGACCUUUUGGCUUUUCUUACUGAAAUAUUGACUGCUUACAAUAGCGACGUAGCAGCUUGUAACAAAACUAAGGCAGAAGAAAUCGAAGCUCAUAACGCUAUUGCUAGGAAAAAAAUUGAAAUAUUUAGGGAGAACCUGGAGAGCGCGUGCGGUGUACAGAGCAGAUGUGACGAAUUGAAUACAACUGAGGCCAGUUUGUCAUGUUAUCAAUCAGAAAGUUUUCAAGGUGCAAGGAUUUUAACAAUGAUUUCAAACGGAGCUUCAACAGCAAAAGUUGAACUGCAGGCAAGUAUUGAAAACAGCAAAGGCAAUGAGGAAGUCUGCAAGGCAGAAGCUUACACCUGUUAUAGCCAAAUGUCAGAAAGGGCUAACAUGGAUUUCAAUAAGUGUGUAAAGAAUAAUGAAUCUAAGCAAUUGAUAUCUAGAACAAAUGAACUUUCUCCAAUAACACCCUCUAAAACUGAAGAAAUUGGUCAUCAAAGACAUGGGAUUUUAAUGCUUGGAAGCUUAUAAAUCAAAGUCAAAGUUAUAAAAAUUAAUCGAUACUGCGGAGUUCCU